AUGCUGAACCUGACGACGGUAGCGCCCCUCCUGCAGAAGACGGGCGUGUACGGGCCUGUCACCGCCACACUUGACUGGUGCGAGCUCAACCACCAGUUCUCGCCGUAUAUCGCGGAAAUGGCGAACACGUUCUCGAACUUGUUUACAGUGGGCAUCGCGUUGUUGGGCUAUGUCCAGGCGGCACGCGAGAAGCUGCCCGUGAGGUAUAAACUUGGGUAUGCGGGCGUUGGGCUCGUAGGCAUCGGCUCUUUCCUCUUCCAUGCAACGCUCCUCUUCUCAGCGCAGCUUGCGGACGAGCUGCCUAUGAUUUAUGUUGGCUCGAUGAGUCUGUUUUUGCUGUUCGAUAGUAAACCGGGCUUCGGACUCGCGAAUGCGCGGUCGCAGGGGCUGAUAGCAGCGUUAGUCGUAUUUGACGCCGUGUUCACGUUAAGCUACAUGCUAUACCGAAACCCAGUCUACCACCAACUCGUCUUCGCCACGCUCGUGAUCAGCACGACACUGCGGAUCACGUAUAUCCUGCAAUACACAUCCGCGGCGACGCGCAUCCCGCCGAAGAAGAAGAGCGCGAUUGGACACAUUUUUAGUACGGGCGCGGGGCUCUUUGCGUUUGGUUUCUUUUUGUGGAAUUUGGAUAAUAUAUUUUGUGGGCGGUUGACGGUGUGGAAGGUGGGUGUGGGCUGGCCGGGCGCGUUUUUGCUUGAGGGGCAUUCGUGGUGGCAUGUGUUGACGGGCUUGGGGUCGUAUUAUAUGUUUAUUGGGAUUCAGUUUGUGUAA
Messenger RNA from Psilocybe cubensis, 774 nucleotides. RefSeq lists its product as uncharacterized. The transcript has 5 exons. Lineage: Eukaryota; Fungi; Basidiomycota; Agaricomycetes; Agaricales; Agrocybaceae. The record is from RefSeq and is a predicted model, not a curated record. Bases 1 to 774 code for a protein of 257 amino acids. Gene Ontology annotation, biological process: ceramide catabolic process; ceramide biosynthetic process. Gene Ontology annotation, cellular component: endoplasmic reticulum membrane.